AUGUCGACUAUUGAAUCAAAUAAUAGCGCUAUGAAUUCAAAGAUUCAGUCGAAUACAGUUACUUCGACUGCACUUGUUUUGUAUCCGUCCAAUAUACAAUCUCAAACACCACCGCCUCCACCAUUACCAUUAACAUCAAGUGCAUCAUUACCAUCAUCACCAGCGUCAUUUAAUGAAGACAAACCUAUUGAAAAAUUUUAUAAAAAACAAAAACAAAUUAUUGUUGAAUUUGACCAAAUUGUUAAAGAUAUUCGUUUUCAACUUAAUGAACAAUUAAAAUGUUUGGAACAACGUAUCGAUACACAAAUAUCAAUUCUUGCUGAGAUUCAAGAGUACUUUAAACGUCGUGCUGAUGUUGAACUUGAUUACGCUAAAAAUCUUGAUAAUUUACAUAAGCAAAUAGGUCAAAAACAUCGAACACAAAAAGCACGACGAGAAAGUUGGAUACUUCAAUCUAUAUAUAAAUUAUGGGACACAAUUGUUCAAGAUACUCGUACUCAUGUGAAAUAUCAUACAAUUAUGUCCGAUAUUUGUGGAAAAUAUAUGUAUGAUAAAUUUAAUGAAAUCGUUGAAGAUACAAGACGAAUGUUUACAAAAUGUAAAUCAGUUGCUUUAGCUAGUCAUGAAGAUAUAUUUAAAGUACUUAAUGAAUUACAGAGUACAAUGAAAACCUAUCAUCAGUAUCAGAGCGAAAGCAAACAAGCCGAACAAAAAUUACGAAUUAUUCAACAACAAAUGGCAAAAAUAAAAAGUGCUAAAAAACAAAAAACUAUGGAAAAACGAGUUGAAAAAAGACAAAUGAAAUAUACAGAAACGAAAGUAAAAGCAUUUAAAGCACGUAAUGAUUAUUUAAUGACAAUUGAAUCUGUUAAUGCUGCAUUAAAAAAAUAUUGUACGGAUGAUGUACCUGAUUUAAUUGAUUGUAUAAAUUUUGGUUUUCAUACAUCAAUUGCUAAAACAAUUCAAAUGUAUUUAUCAGCACAAGAAAAUAUUAAACGUGGUCGACAAGCAACAAUUGAAACAUUAAAUCGAGCAAUCGGUGAUUUAGAUACAGUUACAGAUAAACAAAAGUAUUUAGAAAAUUAUACAAAUAUAUUCACAAUACAAAAAAAAAUUAAAUUUGAACCACAUAAAGGUGAUGAAGUAUCAGCUGUGAAUGCUCAAGUAUUAAUACGUGAUGAAAUGCAAUCACGUUUUAUACAAAUGCAAAGCAGACUUGCAGGAUUAAAAACAGAAAAUGAUGAGAUUUUCAAAACAAUUGAAGCUACAGAACAAUCAUUAAUGGAAUUUAUAAAUACAAAAAAUUCUGAUGUUUCCGAUUUAUUUAAAGAUCUUAAUUUACCACAAAAUGUAUCAAAAGAUAAAAGAAAAGAAAUUGAAGAUUAUUAUGUAGAGAAAUUUAAACAAUAUACAUUAAGUAGUAAUUUAAUUGCACGUUUACAAGCUCGUCAUGAUAUUAUGCAAAAAGCAUUAGGCGCUGCUCCAGCCACAACUGGUGUCGAAGAUAAAAAUUUCAUACGUCGUCCAAUAAAACCAAAACAAAUUGGUCGUGCUCCAAUUCUUGGUCGUCCACGUUUAUUUGGUGGAAAAUUAUUAGAUUAUAUUCAAGUAACACAACAACAUGUACCAUUAAUAAUUUCAUCAUGCGUUAGCGCUAUUAAUCGACUUGGUUUACAUAAUCAAGGUAUUUUUCGAGUACCUGGUGCACAAGUUGAUAUAAAUCAAUUUAAAGAAGCAUUUGAAAAAGGUGAAGAUCCUUUAGUCAAUAUAACUGGUCGUGAUAUGAAUUCAGUUGCUGGUGUAUUAAAAUUAUAUUUUCGUGAAUUAAAAGAACCAUUAUUUGCUCGAGACAUGUUUGAUUCAUUUAUUUCAUGUAUUGUUGAUGUUGAAUCUGAGGAAAAAUGUGUUGAGAAUCUUUGUCAAGUUGUGAAACUUCUUCCUCGUCCAAUAUUUAUUGUUAUGCGUUAUUUUUUUGCUUUUCUUAAUCAUCUUGCAGAAUAUUCUGAUGAGAAUAUGAUGGAUGCAUCAAAUUUAGCUAGUUGUUUAGCACCAACACUUAUGCUAAUACCUGAAGAUAAAGAUCCAGUACAAUAUUUAACACAUACAAUUGAACUUAUACGAACAAUAAUUACCCAUCAUGAAGAAAUAUUUCCAUCGGAUGGUAAUGGACCUAUCUAUGAAAAAUUUGCUAUUACAGUUGCAAUUGAUGGGGAAGAAGAUGAAGAUGAUGAAGGAAUCAGUGAACGAUCAUUAAGACGAACACCAAGUGAUGAUGCCUCACAAGAUUCCGAUUAUUGCACCGAAGAUUUUAAUUUAAUGAAUGAGACUGAUGUUUGACGUCGAGAUUCAGCUCCAGUACAAGAUCGUCCAUCUCUUAGUCUUACUCCAGAUCCAUCAUCAUCACUUAAUUCAAUUAGUUUAACAGCAUCAUCAAAUGAUCAACUUAAUGCUCCUAUUGUUUAUCGUCAAUCAUCUGAUUUAUCAAUUGUUGAUGAACAUCGUCUUGAAAUAGCUAAAGAAACUGAAAUAGUUGAAGUUGAUUCUGAUAUUGAUAAUGAAUCUGAUGAUGAUGAUGAUGAUGAUGAUGAUGAUGAUAAUGAAGAUUCUGAUGAAUCACAAGAAAAUACAUAUGAAAAUACAAGUAGUUCAAGUCAUCAAAAAUCUAAUAAUCAUCAUUCAAUUUAUGAUGUCUUACCACCAAGUCCACCAAUAUUACAAACAAAAAUCGAUCAUUGUCAUUCAAGAUCAUCAACAUCAUCAUCAUCACGUUUAACAUCAACAAAUGAACAACAAAUUAUUGAUAUUGAUACAGCAUUACGUGAAGUAUUAUCUGGUAUUCGUACAGUUGAAGAAUGUCAUGCACAAUGUUUUCGUUCAGUAUCAACAAUAAACAAUCAACAAGAUGAACGUUUAUCAACACCACAAGAAAGUGAUGCACCUGAUCUUGUACUUAAUUUACCUAUAUCAAGUGGACUUAUAACACCACCAUCAACAAAAUCUAUUGAUAAUAAUAUAAAUGAACAUCAAUUAUUAAAAUCAUCGUCAUCAAAUAGUUCACCAAUUCAUCAGACAGAUCAAAAUCAUAAUAAUAAUAAUUCAUUAAUACCAUUAACUAUGAUUAAUGAUUCAACACGUACAUCACGUUCAAAUUCUUCAUCAACAACAACAACACAUUUUAUUGAAAAAAUUCGUCCAUCACCUGAACCGAGUCAUCGAAAAAAAAUUCCACCACCUAUUAUGAAAAAACCCGAAAAAACUAUUGAAUUACUUAAACGUCUUGGUUUACAACCAUCUAAUGAAUCAUCAUGCGGUGCUACAAGCUCAUCAACGUCAGCCUCUUCUUCCUCAUCAUCACAUUUACAUCAACAGCCAGUAUCUGUUGCUGGAUCGUCUAAAACUACUGAUGUUUAA
Messenger RNA from Rotaria sp. Silwood2, 3411 nucleotides. Lineage: Eukaryota; Metazoa; Rotifera; Eurotatoria; Philodinida; Philodinidae. The record is from the annotation of a GenBank genome assembly.